AAAACAGUGAUGGAACAGAAACAUCAAAACGUUAUAAAGGCAAAUUAUUCGACACUGGUGAAGAAAAUGGUGGCUGUUUCUGUUGCAGGACACCUUUACAAUUCAAACAUAAUUACCGAAGAAAUGAGAGAACAGAUAGAGGCAGAAAAAACCAAUUAUGACAAAAGCAGAAAAUUGAUCAGCAUAAUUUUAGGCAGAGGUUCAAGAGCAUUUAUGGGACUGAGAACAGCAUUAAUGAAAGCUAAUCAAGCCGACUUAUCCCGGCUCCUGAUGAAAAAAGACGAUGACACAAAGACUGAGUACGAAAGGAAGCUGGAUAUGGCAAGAUCAUUAGUCAUUUGUACGAAAGAAAGAGGGGGUUCCUUAAACGAAGCAAAGAAAACUGAUCAACACUCUCAUGAGCCAAGAUGUAGGAUACCUUUGGAUGAUUUUAACGACGUAUUUCUUACCGUAAUGCCUUUUAAAGGGGAGAUUUACGUUCACAUCCGUCAUUUCACAGAAUCACGUGGUCGUUUUAUUGCCACCAAGAAAGGAGUUACCUUUCCAUUAGCCCGAUGGUUAAAGUUUGAAUCUCUUUUACCAGAUAUUCAAAACUACAUCGACAAUACUGAAAAAGAAAAUGAAGAAGUACAGUGGCAUGUUGGUGGAGGUGUGUUCAUUUCAUUAUCACCAGGCUAUUCAACAGUAGACAUACGACACUUUUGGAAACCAGACAAUGUCCAAGAACCUACACCUACACGAAAAGGUGUUACUCUUAACAAAAAGAAAUUUUUAAGACUUAAAGAUGUCAUUGAGGAGUUGCAUGAAUAUGUUCCAGAACUGGAGGACAUUGAACAUUGCAUUCUUAGCGAGUCCCAUCAAAAUCAGCUUGGAAUGUUAAGUUGCCCUGAAUGUACACCCUUUGGCUACGAUCCACAAGACAGUAUUUCAUUGGAAUACAACGUAUAUGACUUACAAGACCCGGAAACCAUAGAGAGUGAUCUUGAAUGA
Messenger RNA from Magallana angulata, 990 nucleotides. RefSeq lists its product as uncharacterized. Bases 10 to 990 code for a protein of 326 amino acids. Gene Ontology annotation, molecular function: DNA binding; transcription coactivator activity. The record is from RefSeq and is a predicted model, not a curated record. The transcript has a single exon. Gene Ontology annotation, biological process: positive regulation of transcription initiation by RNA polymerase II; regulation of apoptotic process. NCBI's taxonomy places the organism in Eukaryota, Metazoa, Mollusca, Bivalvia, Ostreida, Ostreidae.